CAAAGGCCAGCUUGUUCAGUGUUACAAUAACCGUCGAACGUGACACAUUACACAUUGUGGUAAACGUUUUAAAAAAAAACAACAACAAAAUGAAGUUCGCUCCCGUUUUGAUUUUCAUAUUUUUAUCUUUAGUCUGUGUUAUACAAUGUAAAGAUCUUAUAGUAGGUACUAGUUUUAAUAAGAGGCUUCUGUGGCAAGAAAAAGCCGAAUAUAACGCCAUCCCACUCAAGAAACGAGUCAAAGAAGUAUUUUUUUCGGAUCCGGGACAACAACUGAUUAUGGGUAUUAUAGCCCGUGACCUAGACCACUCGGAUGCUGAAGCAAGUAUUACUGCAGGAGGCAUCGGUUUUUCUUAUGCCAACAUAAAGUUGAAAAGCCCACGAGGCUCUGGAUUAAACUACCAACUUGAAAUCUACACGUAAAAAAGUUAUACUUUAGACCAUAGUUUUCAAUCAAGAAGUUUUCUAUCAUUUCAUGUUUAAUUUAGACUUUUGUAUUCAAUAUUCAAUGUUAAAUUAAUGUCUGAAUUUCAUUAAAAAAAUUACAAUAUCAA
Molecule: messenger RNA, 553 nt
Organism: Bombyx mandarina (wild silkworm)
Lineage: Eukaryota; Metazoa; Arthropoda; Insecta; Lepidoptera; Bombycidae
Source: RefSeq, a predicted model, not a curated record